Zingiber officinale is the source of this 1946-nucleotide messenger RNA. Its product is annotated as B3 domain-containing protein Os03g0120900-like. The transcript has 2 exons. Gene Ontology annotation, molecular function: DNA binding; DNA-binding transcription factor activity. The coding region runs from base 398 to 1270 and encodes 290 amino acids. The record is from RefSeq and is a predicted model, not a curated record. Lineage: Eukaryota; Viridiplantae; Streptophyta; Magnoliopsida; Zingiberales; Zingiberaceae.
UGAUAGAUAGGCCAUCUGUAAGAGCUGAAAGGGACAAGAAGCCCAGACGAUGAUGAGCUGAGACAGAUAGAUAGAUAUAUAGAUAUAAUUCAUUCCUCAAUUAUAAACCUAGCUACUAUAUAUUAUCAUCCUCUUUUUGGUGAGGAAGUGGAGAUAAUAAUAGUAAUUAAUUAGCAUGGAUAUUGGCAGAGGCUAAAGUGGCCUCACCCUUGUUCUGGGAACCUUCUGAGGCAGUACUGUGCGUUGGCAGGACAAAUUAUUGAGCGAUAAGAAGGCGCAAAACCAAGCCAAUUUUCAUGUGAUUCGUCGCAGACCUCUUCUUCCUCUUUGAUUCCUAGCUGCUGUGGAUGGCCGAGAAUUGUAGGAGAAGCUGAUUAGGGUCUCUGUGUUCUGAUCGAUGGAGUUCACACACGGAAGGAGAUCUAAAGAGAGGUUUUUCAUGAGUAGUAGUGGUAGUAGUCAUCAGGAAGAGCAGCAAGUGCAGGUAGGCGGCGGCGCGCCUUUUUUGAUGGUUUCGUCUCCCUUGUCGUCCUCGAAUUUGCGGGGAGGGAAUUGGAUGGUGCCGGAGAGGGAGCAGAUGUUCGAGAAGGUGGUGACGCCGAGCGACGUGGGGAAGCUGAACCGGCUGGUGAUCCCCAAGCAGCACGCGGAGCGGUACUUCCCGAUGGACGCGGCGGCGGACGGCGGGAAGGGGCUGCUGCUGAGCUUCGAGGACCGGACGGGGAAGGCGUGGCGGUUCCGCUACUCCUACUGGAACAGCAGCCAGAGCUACGUGAUGACCAAGGGCUGGAGCCGCUUCGUCAAGGAGAAGCGCCUCGACGCCGGCGACACCGUCUGCUUCAGCCGCGGCGGGGACCGCCUCUUUAUCGACUGGAAGAAGCGCCGCGUCCGCGAUCCUUUCACGGCGGCGGCCGCCAGGGGGGUUCCUUUCACCGGAUUCUCUUUCGGCCCGCCACCCAUGGUCGGCCCAUGGGGAACUUCUUCUCCCACCUUCUUUGCGCCUUCCACCGCCACUCCUGCCCACGGCUCGCAGAUUGUCUUCUUCCGGGCGCCACCACCAGUCGAGGGGCGGCCCGCCGACGUGUCGGUGGUUCUAGAGUCGACGCCAUCGGCCGGUAGCCGCCAGGCGGCGGCCAAGGGCCUGAGGUUGUUCGGGGUGAACCUCUUCUGCUCCGGAUCAGAAGGGGGCGGCGAGACACAAGCUUCUUCGUCGCCGGCGUCGGUGUCCAAGGAGCGUAAACAUUCCUCGUCCUUAAAUCUUGACCUAUGAUUCCAAUUUUGAGCUUCUUGAUUACUUCAAUUAUAAAAGAAGGAUGCCUCGACCUCGGAUCUCUCCUUCUCCUCCUCCUCCAAGUUGUAAAUAUCCAGGAAGACAGAUACAAAUUUGCUUUUGUAAUGCUUGCAAAGGGAUUGAAGUUCAUCAAUUGCUCAUGAUCUUUAAUUCAUUUCCAACGCCAUGCUUUCCAUUUUAAGCUUCUCUCUCACAGAUGAUUCCAAAGAAGUGGACUGGAUAUCAUUCCUUAAAAACGAGGACAUAGGGACAGUUCUGCAGCAAGAAAAGAUUUUCUAGGUUGUUUGGUGUGACUAAUUAGUUUUCCAUGUGCUUUACUAUUCCUUCAGAUAAACAACAAAAGUAUCUAUUCAGAUUCAGUUUGAGUCAUGCUUGGAUUGGUAAAAGAAAGCAUUAAUUCCUGCAAUGCCAAUUGAUGUAUAUGAAAAGUCAAAUUUCAUUAUGUUUGAGUUAUCAAAUAAUGGGCACUAUGUUAUUCCCAGGUUAAUGUGUAUAGAUUUAGAGAUGUAUACCGGUCCAGUAUUUCCUGUUCUCGUGAUACUUUUCUCUUUUCUUGCCCUACAUUUUAACUAUCUGACAAUGCUAAAAACUAAAGCUUUUGUUUUCAUCAUCUUUUGUUGAAGACACAGCUAUUUAAUAUAUAUAAUUGUAUUUA